AAGCAAUCGUGCAGUCUGUGAGUGGCGUCUACAGCGGUGACAAGCGGUCUCCUGCAGACUGAGCUCCCUUGAAUGAGCGUUGAGGAAACCUCCGUGUGAAGCACACGAAGGCAAGGUCUCAUCUCUCGCGAGGAACGACGCCAUUAUCGGAAGCUCUACAAACAACACGAGAAUUCACCAUUCACACGGUAAUAUAACCCAAUCUUACACGGUACAUGUGUUGUGUGCGAGAAUGAGGAGAGAAGCUGCAUCAAAAUCACAUUUAAUUUAGCGAUUGCUUCAGCAUUAAACGAAUUUUGCAUUACGCUCCAAAGGCCUUUAGGCCCAACUAGCAUGCUAACUACCACGCUAGCUUAAAUAGCGUCUCCUUUAAGUUAGCAUGCAAGCUUUCAAAUCCGAUUUUGUAGCGGCAGCUAACAUUAGCUGCUAGUUAUGAUUCUGCUGACGCUAAUUAACUAAUGAAAAAUAAAUAAAAUAUCUGAAGUACAGUAGUUUUGAACCGUAUGUCUAGUCGCAUUACAUAGAUACAUAACAAAUAGAUGCUCCAAGUUAGUUUUCCUCCGUUUAUUCGCCUGUGUUUAGCAUCGUCAGACCCCCGCCCAGUUAACUAACCAAUCUAAAGCUCGUUAGUUUGGCUAGUAGACGUGUACUAGCUCCGUGCCAUUUCUUUAUAUUUGUAAGCUAAACUGUAGUAAUCUAGGCUAAGCAGCUAAAGUCUAAAGAAAAUAGUCUGAAACAGCUGUGUACGACCGCGUUUCCUUAUAGCUAGCCACUAUCACAGGUAACGGUAGCCUGCUUUAAAAAAAGCGCCAGGAGCUUUUUGCAAUUUCAGACCGUUUUACAUAGAGCUUAAUUUAGUUGAGCUACUCUAAAACUGAUUUUCGCUCAUUUUAUGUUGGGCAUAGCAUUCAAAUAAACCCUCUUACAUAAAUGGUGUGUGUCUUCAGUAACAAAGUUUCCUUUGUGUAAGUUUAAGGACAAAACACACAUUUAUUAUUCUUUUUUUAAAUGUAAAGUAAUGGCGCAAACUAUUACUCUUAAGCUGCAAUCCAUGCUUUUGUUAGUUACGUAGAGACGGGCCCACAUAAAAAUGUCAUACUUUGAUUAUUGUAAUUUUCCCUUAUGCAUCUAUGCUUUUUUUUGCCAUGUUUGGGAAACGAGGAAAUGACUCAGGAAGACAAAGCUGCGAGAUCAUGACUCUGGAUAUCAUUUCUCAUACACACAACAUGAUUGUUAGUUUAUUCGUGGCUGUUAUGAGGAUAUAAGCCUUGUAUUUACAAUAGAUGGAUCCUUCUCUCACACAUUUUACUUGAGGUGCUGUGCAUUUCUGGAGUAAUACUUUUGUUUUUAAUAAUUUGUUCCACAACUGCGCUAAAAAUGUGUUGGUGUUAGCAUUUGCAUUACAGCUCCAACAUUUUGUUUCCAAAAUGUAGGCAAAUCACUAAAGCAAUUGUGCAGUUAUGACACAAAGACCAAGGAAACCUUGAAAGUAGGCAAACAAAGCAAUGCAACAAAUGAAAAGCAGCAGCUAAAAUUCGAUGAAUUACACAGGAUUUUCUUUUUCAAUAUUUGGCAAUACAUAAAGGCUCAAAACAGGACAACUUAUAACAUGUAUUCAAGUGAACUGAUACACGGAUCAGAAGUUGCAAAUACUCUACUGCAACUUGCAAAAAUAAAUCAGUUUGGAGUGUGUAAGUGCUAGAUCUUUCUUGGGUUACUGAAUUUGACAGUUUUGUGGGAGUUACUUUGUCAUAUAUUUGUUGUGUAAAGGUAGCUUAUUAAAAGUGUAACCCUAACUGUAUGAGUAUGUAUGAGUAUUAGGACCAUAUUAAGAAAAAAAUAUUAUCGAUCAUUUUGAGAUUAAAGUCAAAAUACUAUUAUAAGGGGGAGAAAAAUUAUAUGUGGCGAUUACACAAAACAAACUACCACAGUUGCCAUAGACUCUGGGUUAGGGAAACCGUACUUCAGAAUCGGUUUUAGUAACAAGGAAGCAUAUGAUUUCUCAUCUCCUGAUAAGUAUAAAGUGAUAAGUCAAAAAUAUGCUGCAGAAAGAUGCAUCUGGUCAGAUAGACAAAGACACAAAUUAAGAAGAGUGGGUUUGUACAAAAUUAAAUGGCUGGUAAUGGACAGAUGCAAGGUUGUUGAUGGUUCCACUCUUGUCCAAUGAAGAGGAUGUAUGUUGUAUCACAGAAGGGCUAAUUAAUUUGUUUCACUAAUUCAUCUAAACAAAGGAUUUUUGUACAGGGUAUAGAAAAUAUGGCAGUUUGUCUUGACACAACAAUGAUGAUCUCCACGUUUCCACUACUUUAUUAUUAAAAUGAUCAACAGUAUUGCUUUUCUUUUAAUGUGCUCCUAAUAUUCCGUCGUAGUAACUGCCACUUUGGAGUGUUACUCAGGACACAGGCAUUUUUGUAGAGAUCUAUCUUUUGUUAUAGAGCCCAGAGUUGUACUUGGUUUAAGAAUAUGGAGUUCCUGUGUGAGGACAAGAAAAGAUAAAACUUAACUAAACAUGUCAAACAUUUGUACUGAAGGAGAGAACCUUUAUUGUUGUACUAUUGAUAACAUAGUGGUUAUUAUAUAAAGCUACACUUAAUGGAAGAGGACCUUUGAGAUUACAUAAGUAAACCUUGGGGUGCACACAACACGAAUACUGCUAAGGUAUUCGAAUACUUUAAUAACAUUAUAUACAUUUUUUCAAAAAUAAUGAUUAACUGCACACACACAAACGUACCCAACCAAGUAUUUGAGCAUAAAUUGUAGAACAUCAGAUACAAACACAGUAUGUGUCAUGAAAACUUGAGACUUCAUGUAAAAGAUAAAUGGCACGAAUGCCUUUUUCGGAAAUCCUGUCAUGAAUACUUGACUUGAGGAUGUUGACCACUGCCAGUAAAUUGUAACUGAAUGUUUCAAAUGAUGGAUUGAUCUGAAAAGCUGAGGCACACUGUAUGCUCAAAUCAUUUUUUUUGGUUUUGCAUUCCUUCUCUGCCAGGGGUAGUAGUUCUUUAGCAGCCAACACAAAGUCAGCUUUUGAGACUAAAGGAAUAUGGUUGUUAUUUAUGUAGCAUUAUUACCUAAUCAUCAGUUCGUAAACCUUUAGAAAGUGGGUUGUUUAUUCCAGUACUGUUUUAACAGUCUUGAGAAGAACACUGCCUCUUUAGUUAAAUUGUUUCUCACACUCUGCUACACAUGUUAUUUAGUGUAUUUAGUGGAAGCAGUGUGCAUGCAGCUGCAGCUGCAGGCCUCGGUCAUUGUCUUCACCCACUGUUUUGUGGUUACCUACAUUUUGGCUACUUUAAGAGUCCAAUACACGAUACUUCUCUUGCAUGCAAAACAGAAGAAAAUAGACUUCAAACUGAAGAAGGUGCCCAGGGCUGUCGUUAUGCCUAAAACGUGAGUAGAAUGUCAAAGGCAGCUUCACUGCUGCUUACAGUGAAGGGAAAUACACACACAGUAGCAUUCUUCCUGCAGCCACAGGUGUCUGUGCAUGAUUUUUUUAAUAUACCUAAUGGUGGUUUAUCUCUGCACGGCACUAUUACAUGGCACUAAAGAGUUUCAUUUGCAAAAAGUUGUAUGUUUUUGUGAAGAGAUUAAAUUAAAUUUCAAUCCAAUUCAAUUGAGUGUUAUUUAAAAUGGUACCAUAUCACAACAACAGUUGCCUCACAGCACUUUAUGUCCACUGAUCUCACCUGGACCACAACAGAAAUGCCCUGGUAAAGAAGGCCCAAGAGUAGCUGCACUUUCUCUGUGUCCUGAGGCAGAAUAACCUGAACCAGAACCUGCUGCUGGCCUUCUACCACUCUUCAGUGGAGAGCGUGCCCUCCUACUGCCUGGAUGUUUGCGGUGAACAAUGUCUGAACAAGAGCUGAAUGAAAUUGUGCAAAUAACAGUGGAGGACUUUAACCAGGAAAAUCGUACUGACAUGAUGGACAAUCAUGAAGAUGAUGAAGAAAGGUCUCAGAAGAAAAGAAGGAAAUUAAGCAACGGCCAGGAGAAUAACAAUAGCAAUCAAGAUAUCGCUCUUAUUAAGAACUUGUUGGUAUCAUUCACUGGGUCAAUCAGCCAGCGGCUGGAGGGAAUUGAGUCAAAGCUACAGUCUCUGGAUGCUGCAUGCAAAAACCUUGCACGCAAACUGGAUAGCAUGGCACCAUGUGCCAGAAGUCCCAUUCAGGUUCCUAUGGUUGCAGGAUCCCCUCAAGGGGCCACUCAGACUUGGAACAAAGUGCGAUGUGUUGUCCCACAAACAAAUGUUAUUGUGAGCAGUGAACCGCCGAAGCCCUCAAGUCCAGAAGACACUCCUCUGGAGAACCUGCUUAGCAACACAGUGACCAGGAGGCGACACAACACCAUCCUAGUAAAGGUCCCUGGCCCAGAAGAGAGUCAAGAGGAACAGGAGAGUGGCUCAGAGGCCAGUGAUUGUGUUUCCAACGGUGGUCAAUCAAGCAAUGCACAGAAAGGCCAAAAUGUCACUCUCAUCACACUCAAUGCAGAAGAUGAUUAUCCAGCCGGCACCUGGUUAGGAGAUGAGAACAACCCAGAGAUGCGAGUUCGCUGUCCAAUAUCUGCAGCUGAUAUGCUUCAUAUCAGCACAAAUUGUCGCACAGCAGAGAAAAUGGCACUGACGCUGCUGGACUACCUAUUCCACCGUGAGGUCCAGGCCAUGUCAAAUCUCUCUGGGCAGGGCAAACAUGGAAAGAAGCAGCUGGACCCACUUAUGAUCUAUGGCAUCCGCUGCCACUUAUUCCACAAAUUUGGCAUCACUGAAUCAGACUGGUACCGGAUCAAGCAGAGCAUUGACUCAAAGUGUCGCACUGCUUGGAGACGCAAGCAACGUGGUCAGAGUCUGGCUGUCAAGAGCUUCUCUAAACGAACACCUCGCAACACAGUCACAGAGGAAGGAAUCACAGAAGAAACAGCUCACAUUGAGACUGCCACUCAACAAACCUUGCACUAUACAUUGGCCAAUCAGCAGGUCCAGUUUCACCGUAUUGGUGAAGAUGGACAAGUUCAGGUGAUUCCACAGGGGCAGUUGCACAUAGCCCAGGUACCACAAGGAGAGGAGGUGCAGAUCACACAGGACAGUGAGGGAAAUCUCCAAAUCCACCAGGUGCAUGUUGGCCAGGAUGGACAGGUGCUUCGUGGAGCUCAGUUGAUAGCUGUUGCUUCAGCUGAUGGAGGAGCCACAGCAGUGGAGGGCUCCCCACUCCCACCUGACAUCCAAGUGCAGUAUGUUCAACUAGCUCCUGUUGCAGAUCACACGGCUGCUGUACAGGCUGCUGAGCUGGCACCAGCCCUGCAGGCAGACAUGGAAGUGAAAGAGGCCAUCCAGGGUGCUAUCCAUGGAGACAAUGGCGAGAUCGUCCAGAUUGUGACAUCUGUGGCCACUUGAGAGUCCAUCUGGUUUGACAAAGAUUAGAAUCUUUCCCUACAGCAGGACCUGAAGAGUCUAUGGAAGAUCGGGGGUCAACAAAUGCAUACAGUCUGACAAGCGCUCAAGUUAGAUAGUCUUUUAACAAAUAUUGAAGGUCAUGGAUAAAACAAAGAGGAGCCUUUUUUCUGUUUUCCCCUUGCAAACUGCUUAAUUCAUUGUUAGCCAGAUGUCGCAAUGUGGAAAUGCUCAGAGAUUGUGAAAAGACCAAGAUGCUUCAAAAUCAACUGUGGCCCCUUCUGGUGGUUUCAUCACUAUAAUGACCUGACAGGCCGAAGAAUACACAGCGGGAUUAUUGUCUCUUCAAGGAGGGUGCUGCUCCUGGACACCAUCACCCUGCCACUUCAUCAGCACCAGUACUUGUUUACAUCAGCUUUGGAAAAUAGUGGGUUAUUUGGACUUCAGCUGUUUGACUAACCCUGAGAUUCCGCAGAGGGUUUGCAAAAAUCCCUGAAAAUUCCUCAAAACAACCAGCACUGCACUCCUUUUUUCGUCCCUUCUUGUCACAAUGAUCUGAAGGAGAAAGUAGAAUUUGCUGUGGACAGCUGCUCUUUGUCCUAAUUGAUUUGAUUUCCCAACACUCACCUGGAUCUGGUCCAUAUUAUCUCUCCUGGCUGUGAGACACUUUAUUUUGUUCAACUUGUUUUAAUGUUGCUUCAGCCACACAGCUUUGUUUGUUUUUGGUUUAUCUAAUUGUAACAUGUUGAAAUAUUGGGGGAGAUUUAAUUCCAGAGGUAGAAGGCCGUGAAAUGGAAGAGACCGGGUCAAUGGUAGACAGUACAAGUUGCUUAUAGACAGCCAGGGAAACCCUGAAGUUGUUUAUAUCCCCCAGUUUUGUCUCUGUGACAUCCAUUCAUGUGAAUAAAACAUGUUUGUGGUUGCCAUUAAA
Messenger RNA from Haplochromis burtoni (Burton's mouthbrooder), 6314 nucleotides. RefSeq names its product BTG3 associated nuclear protein. Gene Ontology annotation, biological process: negative regulation of protein catabolic process; protein localization to nucleus. The transcript has 13 exons. The coding region runs from base 3848 to 5386 and encodes 512 amino acids. Gene Ontology annotation, molecular function: DNA binding. The record is from RefSeq and is a predicted model, not a curated record. NCBI's taxonomy places the organism in Eukaryota, Metazoa, Chordata, Actinopteri, Cichliformes, Cichlidae.